Aphanomyces astaci is the source of this 1654-nucleotide messenger RNA. RefSeq lists its product as hypothetical. NCBI's taxonomy places the organism in Eukaryota, Oomycota, Saprolegniomycetes, Saprolegniales, Verrucalvaceae. Bases 23 to 1618 code for a protein of 531 amino acids. Gene Ontology annotation, cellular component: extracellular region. Gene Ontology annotation, molecular function: protein binding. The record is from RefSeq and is a predicted model, not a curated record. Gene Ontology annotation, biological process: proteolysis. The transcript has a single exon.
CAACGUGGGAGGUGUGUGAGUGAUGAAGGCUGUGGUCGUGUCUUUGAUGGCGGCGGUGGCGGUCGGCCAGUCGGCCUGCCCUGGCUUGGAGUACAACGUCGACUACGACGGUUAUGACAUCACGUACACUGACCGCGCGACGCCAGCGGAGUGUACGGCGGACUGCGAGAGCACCCCCGGCUGCAAGUUGUUUGUGUGGUACCAGAACCGGUGCUGGCUCAAGUCGUUCGGAGGAUCCAAGAAGACAUCGUCGCCUGACCGUGUGUCGUGUGUGUUGACUCAACCCGUCACGGCGUCUCCCACGUGUGCGGGGUUGGAGUACAACGUCGACUACGAAGGCAACGACAUUGGCACCACAUCGCGCGAUUCAGCCGACGAAUGCGUGGCCGACUGCAUCCACACCCGUGGGUGCAACGUGUUUGUCUGGUACUGGAACACAUGCUGGCUCAAGUCUGCCGCCGGCCACAAGCGGUACCUCCAAGACCGCAUCGCAUGCGCGUUGACGGCGCCGGCGCCUCAGCCCACGCUUGUAUGUCCUGCCGUGUACUACAACGUCGACUACGAAGGCCACGACAUUGGCGCCACGUCUCGCGAGUCGGCCGACGAAUGCGUGGCCGACUGCCAAAACACUCCCGGCUGCAAACUGUUUGUGUGGUUCCAGGGCCAGUGCUGGCUCAAGAGCCAGAAAGGCAACACCCACUACCUCCCUGGCCGCAACUCGUGCGUGCUGGAGGCGUCCACUCCGUCCACUGCCACGUGUCGUGGCUUGGAGGCCAACAUUGAUUACGCCGGCUACGACAUCUCGUACACCGAUCGGACCUCCCCGGCCGACUGCACAGCUGACUGCCAAAAGACUCCUGGGUGCAAGCUGUUUGUCUGGUUUCAGAACCAAUGCUGGCUAAAGAACCAGCUGGGCGAACGACGUGAGCUUACUGACCGCGUCGCAUGUAUCUUGACAACGUCCUCCUCCGACGCACCUACUACACAUACUACUACUACGACGACAUCUGCUGCACCUACUAGCACCACCAGUGUGCCAGACUACCAGGACGACGACGAGAACACGGACGCGCCUACUACUACUACUACUCUCAAGCCCACGACUACGAUCACUACCACCACCACGGUGGAUGCACCUACUACCACCCGUGCCCCUCGCCCUUCCUCUGAGCCAAUCAAACCGCUUGAAACUGGUCCUCGCGGCACCGCUGCACCUGCCGGCACCCUGGAGCCGUGGGAUAGCCAAGGGACUCCUGCACCUACCACAGACAUCCCCGACCCGGAAGAGUACACGGAACCCCCGGCUGCACCCACCACAACCACGUUGAAGCCCCUGGAAACCGGUCCUCGCGGCACUGCUGCACCUGCAGGCACCUUGGAGCCGUGGGAUAGCCAAGGGACUCCUGCACCUACCACAGAUAUCCCCGACCCCGACGAGUACUUGGACAUAACUGUGUCCAACCUGUCGGUUCAGAAGGAGGUGACGAGUGUGGUGGGUCUUCUUGUGGCUGGCGUGGCGGUGGUUGCGUUUGUACUCGUGAUGAAGCGGCGCCGGGCGGCUGCUGCACCUACGUCUGCUGCACCUAUGGCCGAACGCAAGCGACUGUUGCAAGUGUAAAUAAUGUAAUAGACGUACGUAUACGUUACUCUGAAA